AUGUCCUUUCCUCUGACAACGAACUCUCUGUCCCCCACUCUAGCUCAGCUUCACGCUCGUUCUCUGGCUUCUCAACAACCAUCACAAAUUGAACCAGAUCCAGAAGUCACUUCUCCACCCCCUGAACAACAAUAUCCACCUACAUCUGAACCUCAAAUACCACCAUCUGAACCUCAACCAAAUCCACCUCCUGAACAACCAAUCCACUCACCAUCUGAACCUCAACCAAAUCCACAACCUGAACAAACAACACCUUCCCCCUCUUCUAUUCCCACACCACCAAUAUCCGUUGCCACCAUCACUCCCAUUCUAAAUCUUGAUAACACCAUUCCACCUUCUCCAUCCUCCCAAGCCUCUGCCUCUGAACCCGAAACUGCCUUCCCUACCCUAGAAGAAGCAAUAUAUGUUUUUGUAGAGUCUUCAAUAGAGAAGAUCAAAGAUGCUGGUAUUAGACUUCAAGCUUGCUUGGCCAAAGAGGCUGAGGAACAGGCCAAGAACGAAGCAGAAGAGAAAGAUCGCCUGGAAGAAGAGCAAAGGAUCAGAGAAGCUGAAGAAAAGGAUGUUGUAGAUGUUGCGGCUGCUGCUGAGACUGAGGCAAAAGAAAAAGCAGACGCUAAAGAAGCAGCACGCUUUGCUGUAGAGGAAGCUGCCAAGGCCAAGGCUGAUGCUUUGACUCAGGGGGAGCAAUCUAACUCUGGUUUUUCCCCUCUGGUCUUAAAGACUCUGGAGGAAUUGCAAAAGGAACAACAAGUAGUACAGGCCAGGCUGGAUCACCAGGAUUCCGUCAACACCAACAUUAAGAACAUGUUGACUCAGCUUCUCCAACGGAUGCCUCUGCUCCGAAAUCCUUAA
Messenger RNA from Lathyrus oleraceus (garden pea), 852 nucleotides. Its product is annotated as eukaryotic translation initiation factor 4 gamma-like. The coding region runs from base 1 to 852 and encodes 283 amino acids. Lineage: Eukaryota; Viridiplantae; Streptophyta; Magnoliopsida; Fabales; Fabaceae. The transcript has 2 exons. The record is from RefSeq and is a predicted model, not a curated record.